AUGGUUUUAGCAACAGCCUACGCGGCACUCGAGCCGUACCUUGACAUCCCCUUCAAUGCGUCCCUCAGCGCUAUCCUCCUCCUCACAUACCGCUGCCUCAUCUCCAAACCCGGCGUCCUCCUCACAACCGUAUUUAUCACCAGCGCUGUUAUCGCCAUCUUUGACCGCACCUCCACCAAAGGCGAAAUGAUCAAGACUAUGGCCGAACUGCCCCUUGGCCUCGGCUCCGUGCUCCUCUUCAUUGUUGCCAGUAGACCGGUAAAAGAGCGGUGGUUGCACGCCUUUACCAUUUAUGUCAACUUUGCCGUCUACGGUAACAUCGUCAUGAUGGUCGCAACUCCAUCUGGAGACACCUUUCGUGGUCUUUGCUGCAAGGUUGCUUGUCUCGCGCUGUCUGCUUGGAUCAUCCUACAAGGUUACAGGGUGAAGUGGAAAACCAUCUUGCUCCACGACAAUCUCUUCGUCUUCACCGCGGCAUCGAAGAGCUGGGUAUUCGCACAUGCCGUCUACAGAUUCAUCUUACUCACGCUGCCGUGCUUUGGAUCGGGGAGGCGCCACAGGUUGUUGGAGGUGUAUUCUCUGGGUCUGACAUACUUGUUGUCGCUGUCUACAGGACUGCCGUUCGAGUAUUGCUUUGGCAUGGCUGAUACGAUGGUUGCACCGGCUGUUACGGCAUGGUCGUCGAUUUCAAAGACUUUUAGUCUGAUUCCACGUGAUGGAGGAAAAGGCCAGCCUGUGGGCAGCAUCACUGCUACCGGUGAUUUAUAUCUGGGGAUCGUUGCGCUGGUCGUCGCUGUGUAUGCCUGCCUCAAGAUGGCAUUUCCGGGCCAUCCAGAAUCUAAGCGUAUGAGAUAG
Molecule: messenger RNA, 855 nt
Organism: Fusarium sp. VM40
Lineage: Eukaryota; Fungi; Ascomycota; Sordariomycetes; Hypocreales; Nectriaceae
Source: the annotation of a GenBank genome assembly